AUGGUGGCCACAAAGAAGACAAAAAAGUUACUGGAGUUGAUCAAUUCUAGGCUCCAACUCGUUAUGAAAAGUGGAAAGUACAUGCUGGGGUACAAGCAGACUCUGAAAAUGGUCAGACAUGGCAAAGCGAAACUGGUCAUCCUCACCUGCAACCGCCCAGCCUUGAGAUCUGAAAUAGACCCCUCCGCCAUGUUGGCCAAAACUGGUGUCCAUCACUACAGUGGCAAUAAUACUGAGUUGGGCAAGGCAUGUGGGAAAUACUACAGAAUAUGCACACUGGCUCUCAUUGAUCCAGGUGAUUCUGAUAGCAUUAGAAACAUGCCAGAACAGAAUGGUGAAAAGUAA
Hyaena hyaena (striped hyena) is the source of this 345-nucleotide messenger RNA. RefSeq names its product 60S ribosomal protein L30-like. The coding region runs from base 1 to 345 and encodes 114 amino acids. Lineage: Eukaryota; Metazoa; Chordata; Mammalia; Carnivora; Hyaenidae. Gene Ontology annotation, cellular component: cytosolic large ribosomal subunit. The transcript has a single exon. Gene Ontology annotation, molecular function: RNA binding; structural constituent of ribosome. The record is from RefSeq and is a predicted model, not a curated record.